This is a messenger RNA of Colletotrichum godetiae, 399 nucleotides long. RefSeq lists its product as uncharacterized. The coding region runs from base 1 to 399 and encodes 132 amino acids. The transcript has a single exon. The record is from RefSeq and is a predicted model, not a curated record. NCBI's taxonomy places the organism in Eukaryota, Fungi, Ascomycota, Sordariomycetes, Glomerellales, Glomerellaceae.
AUGAAGACCCAACACAUCACCCUCCCCACCAUCCAAAUCGCCGCCGCAGCCUUCUUCGCCGCCUCCGCCGACGCAAAAGCCUACUGCAUCGACAGCGCGGGUAAAGUCGUCGCCCAAGCCAGCUGCGACGGCACCGCGCCCGCAAACACCUUCUUCCUCGCCGAGCACGAGGGUGACGACCUCCAGCUCGGCAACGUCAUCGCCGAGGAUAAAGUCGACGCCUCGCACUCCGUCGCGCGCGACCUCGAGGCGCUCGAGGCGGAGGCGGAGGCCGAGCAGGUUAGCGGGGGGUUCGGGCGCCGGUCGCCGCAGAGGCAGUGUGAUCCGUCGCUUGGACGCUGCGUUGUUAGUGGUGUUGGGAAGGGUGGUAACUCUGGUGGCGGUUCCAACGGUUCUUAG